Messenger RNA from Sebastes umbrosus (honeycomb rockfish), 2818 nucleotides. RefSeq names its product fibulin-7. The record is from RefSeq and is a predicted model, not a curated record. NCBI's taxonomy places the organism in Eukaryota, Metazoa, Chordata, Actinopteri, Perciformes, Sebastidae. The transcript is spliced from 8 exons. Gene Ontology annotation, molecular function: calcium ion binding. Bases 298 to 1629 code for a protein of 443 amino acids.
AAAAACAUGUUAGGGAGUAUGUGUGUGGGAGGGAUUCCUGCUGCAGGAAACCAAGGUGGCGUGCAGAGCUAAGAGGCUGAACUCUCCAGAGCUCAGAUAAAGAGACGGGAGCGCAUCUCUGUCCUCAGACACCUGAUGAGCAUCCUUCAAACUCCUCAAACCCGGGGACGGACCUUCAUAAGAGAUAACUAUUUGGGGGGAUUUUAUCGAAGUACUAUAAAAAAAGAAGCUUUCUAAAUCUUGGAGAACAUCAACAACAGGGAGCAGUAUUACUUUAUUAUUACUGAACUCUCAGAGAUGGCUCUGUCUUUUCAACGCAGGUGUUUGCUUUUGCUGUGUUUGACAGCUAUCCAGGGUGGUCAUGCUGCCGUUCAGACGUGCAUGGAUAAGCACCAGGUGGUGGGGGUGCUUCGUCAAAUGGAGAAGUUUCUGAAAGGUCAGGAGAUGCGAUUUACGGAGGGCCUCAGGAUCAUGAAGUCAAAGCUGGCAACGCUUCAGAACUCCGUCUCCAAGUUACCUCAAGCUGACCAGUCAGCUGCUCCCACCACCUGCCCCUCCCUGGAAGCCCCCGCUCACGGAACCAAGUUUGGCUCAAAGUAUUUCGUUGGACAUGAGGUCCAUUUCACUUGUUCCCAGGGCUACCAUCUCGUCGGCUCCGCCAUGCGUGUCUGCCGGGACAACGGCACCUGGACUGGCGUCAGUGCUAUCUGUAAAGAUAUAAGUGAGUGUGCAAGUAAUCCCUGCCAAAAUGGAGGUACCUGUGUGGAUGGUGUUAACCAGUACAAAUGCACCUGCCCCCAGAACUGGAGUGGCUCUCACUGUCAGCACCAAACACAGACAGCACCACCUGAGUGGAGUGUUAUGAAUGAUCCAGCAUUCAGCCGGAGACCUCGCUGUGCCCAAGUGAACCAAGCCCAACACUGCAGCUGUGAUGCAGGCUUCCACAUGAGUGGCACCUCUGACAACAGUAUCUGUCAGGAUGUAAAUGAGUGUGAAUUUUACCAGCUGGACCAAGGAAGGAAGCUGUGCGUCCACGAGUGCGUGAAUGUCCCGGGCUCGUACCACUGCUCUUGCCCCAGCGGCUACAAGUUGCUCCCAGACGGGCGGAGCUGUGAGGAUGUGGACGAAUGUUUAAGCCAGCAGCACAACUGUAGCCGAGGGACAACGUGUAUCAACACGGGGGGAGGCUUUCAGUGUGUCAACCCAGAGUGUCCCCGUUCUCAUGGAAACAUCAGCUACGUCAAGACAUCUCCCUUUCAGUGUGAGAGAAACCCCUGCCCCAUGGACAGCCGCUCCUGCCACCUGGCUCCCAAGACCGUGUCCUUCCACUACCUGUCUCUGAGCUCCAACCUGAAGACUCCCGCAACGCUUUUCCGCAUGGCGACCGCCGCCGCCCCUGGGCGCACCGGGCCGGACAGCCUGCGCUUCGGCAUAGUGGGCGGAAACUCCCGGGGCAUCUUCGUCAUGCAGCGUUCAGACAGGCAGACCGGCGAGCUGAUACUGGUCCAGCAGCUGCGCGGGCCGCAGGAGAUCAGCGUCGACGUGGACAUGUCCGAGUACAGCGAGCGCACCUUUCAGGCCAAGCAUGUGGCCAGGGUUAACAUCCUGGUUUCACCUCACAACUUCUGAGGGCGAGCUGGCUGAAGGAGGAAGAUUAGAGACAGAAAGGUGAAGAGGAAGAAUGGGCACUGAGUUUACUGAUACAGUUUCUUCAUCCCCUAUCGGAAACUCAUUUGUCUGAGGCAGGCCAGCAUUUUGUUCAGUGGCCAAAUUACCAAAAGAGUGACAAGCCAAUAUUUAACAGUUAUAUUAUUAAUAAUAUACGGCAAAACACAUCAUAGAUGCUUCUUUAAGUAGUGUCAGUAUGAGCUUUGACUGAUGUUUGACUGAGCGUGAAUGCAUGAUAGCUAAACAAGGCAUGAAUGGGUCGGAAGGGAUGGCUGUUUUUGUCAUUUCUGUUGCUUUAUGUUUGUAUUUUUAUGUCCAUUGUAGAUCAUGUCUGUAGCUCAGGGUCCGGCCCCGGGGCUGAUGCACUGCCCUCGCUUUACUGAUGAUAAAUCCCUAUAAGACAUUAGGGCCCUUGUGGCUCUAAUUUAUUGGAAAUAUUAUUGCUGGUUUUUACAUUGUAACAUAGUGUACGCAACGUUUAUCUUCCAUCAUAUACUGUAUAUUUGUUUUGUUUUUUGUACUAGCUUGCCUUGUUUAAGGCACCAUCUGCUAUACUAAGGGAGUUUUUUUUUAAACAGUAGAUGUACCUGGGCAUAUUUCUUCUAUUACUCAUAUUCUGUAUGUUACCCAGAAAUCAUUAUAUUCUAAAAAUCAAAGACGAUUUGGCAAGCUUGCAAAUGCACUACACAAUUUAUCUGGAAUUUUAAUUGUCUCUAUACAUAACUGAAAUAAAGUCGGUCUAACAUUUCAGUAUUUGUUAGAAUUACCUCACUUGACGCUGAGCAGCGUGCUAUUAAAUGUCCUUGUGGCGGUGCUUGUUUUCAUUCUACAGUACAUCCUUUAUGAGUGCGUUUUAAUGAGCGAAAUUCAAACCAACGCAUAGUUGAUGAAUGAACGCUGGAUGGCUAAAAGGUUUCUCUGGCUGAAUGGAUGAAAGGUUAGAGAGGAGGAAUGUGUGUUUUAUAAUAUAACCCCUGGGGCAGAAGUUCACAGACGAUACAAGUCAAAGCAGCAUUUCCCACAUGUCUCAAAAACAAAAGGAGUUUAACAGUAUUUCUAUUUGACUUCAAUUCAAGGAACAGCAACUGUCACAUUAUGAAAACAUAUCUCAGUGUGUCUACUUGUUAGAGAAAGAAGAGACUAAUGUUCA